CAGCUGGGAGCAGCUUUUGCUCAUUGCCCUACCCACUACGUGUGCACUCGCGUCUCCCCACGAUGCCACGACAGAGCAUGACACAAAGUAAGUCGCUAUCGAUGCUACCCGGCCGUUAUGUGAGCUACCCUCUGUCGACGGUCUCGCUUGCGAAGCAAACAUGUUUUGACACGAUGUGUGUCCUGCACUUCUGAGAGCCGACACAUCGACAAACGGUUGCCACGCCACAAUACCUAGCGGAACACCAAGUUGAGUCUCGAAAGAUAAUUGCUCAUCGGACUCCGGAAGUCACGAUGGUUGAACAUUCGGACCGCUCAUUUUUCUUUUGCGACAGUCCAAGGCGCGCACUUCGCCGCGCGAAUCCCAAAGAGUGUCCAGGAGCGAAGCCUCGCACAAUAAGAAUGUCGACAGAUCCCGGAAAACUUUCUAAAUCAAACAGGAUAUGGAUUUGUAACCGGGUUGGGUCCUUCGAACCGGGAUCUGAUUUCGAUGAGUCGAGCAAUUCGGGGACUUUGAGAUCUGUGAUCUCAAUCGAGCACGAUCCGCUGUUUAUGGAGGAGGAACCGGCCCUGACUUUUAUACUCUUGUCGAGCUCCGACUGUUACUCGUUUCACACUCAGUGCCAUGACCACUGCCCCGAGCGCUCUACUCGCACUUUCGCGGUCUCUUCACAACUUGGACCAUGAAGUGAUUAUCGACAUCUUCCAUACACCUUUC
Molecule: messenger RNA, 717 nt
Organism: Periconia digitata
Lineage: Eukaryota; Fungi; Ascomycota; Dothideomycetes; Pleosporales; Periconiaceae
Source: the annotation of a GenBank genome assembly